Messenger RNA from Struthio camelus australis, 3716 nucleotides. It is a transcript of the gene CYTL1, whose product is annotated as cytokine like 1. The record is from RefSeq and is a predicted model, not a curated record. Gene Ontology annotation, biological process: positive regulation of transcription by RNA polymerase II. Lineage: Eukaryota; Metazoa; Chordata; Aves; Struthioniformes; Struthionidae.
UUUUUUUUUUGGUUAAAUGUUUCAGCAAGGCCUAGAUCCAGCCUUUACUGUGCUCUCUGAGCCACAUAUAAGAAGCAUCUCAGUAGCUCAGCAGCUCAUUGUGUUUCCCCGUUCUGCAGAGGAUGCCUCAGAGCAUGGGUCACAUCUCUAACUGCUGGUGGCCAAAAAUCCCUACGAGUGCCUGGGAUGGCGCAAACCUCCAUUCUCAGGACCGGCGUAGCUCUGGGCAUGCAGUCUGCAAGCCUGAGCCCAGGUGAUAUUCAAGUGCAAAAGCAUGAACAGAAGGAGUCAGAUCUUUUCUGCUCCCUUCCCUUUACAGCUACCUCAGAAUUUGGCCAUCCAACCCAGCACCCCACGGUGCUGCGACAAGAGUCAUGGGGGACAGCAGGGCAAAGAAGAUGAUACACAAUUUUGCAGCUUAGUGAUAAGGGCAUUCAACAGGGUUGUGGGAAAUGAGAGCCUACGCCUUCAGAGACUGUGAAAAAAAUUAAUUCCAGGUCUCUCCACUUUGGGGCAAAAAAUCCAGGCCCUUAGUGCUACGCAGGAGUUGGGCACUUCCUUCCCCGGUUGUAUCCUUGGAGCUAAAGGGUUGAGCCUGCCAGGCUUUCCCCGGACAUGAGCACUGGAUAAGGCACGUGGGGCAGAGGGUCUUAGGCCAUAGGAAGCCACACGCUCACCCCUCUGCCCAUCCUGCAGACUGGGAUUGUUAAACAUCUUUCAGCUAACUGAAUCUGGCCAAAACGCAGGACUUGGAGAGUUACUCUGCCAGUGUUUCACUCUCGGCAGAGAACGGGUGGCCACGGGGCCAGAUUCGUUAACAGGCACGUUGACAUUUAAGUAUCCUUUAGAAUAUGAGCCAUGGGAUUUUAAUGCAGUUUGAAAUUGAAUUGCCACUGUAGGCCUAAUAUAGGUAAAAUAUGAGGAAAGAGCACGCUGCUCACUUGGAAAAAAAAAGGAAGAGCUUCAUUUCGAAGACGUCCUUAGUAGUGGUUCAAUUGCGGACUUCUUGUAUGAGAGAGCGUUUAAGCUGUUCAGAAGACUGCUUUUCUGGCAAAGCAGCUACAUUUUAACAGCUUGCGAAACGAGAAUGCCAUGGAAGGAUAAUAUUUUACUGCUACCUUAAGCUACUGUUUACAGUAAUGAGACAGUGAUUAAGAAUCUCUUUCUUUGCUGGCAAGUCUUACACAAAGAAGUAUCCUUUCCUCGGAUGUGCGCUAGGUACCUGUGUUUCGAUUUCACACUGUAGAUCUACCUGCUUUGGAGCUUCUUGCUUUCUACUGGAGAAGAUUCCCUCUUUUUCUCUGAGAUCUUCAUUCACUUGCCUAAGCAAAUCUCUCUCCUGAAAAUAAGAUCUGACAGCCCGUUUGCCAGAGCCAGCCCUAAAAUCCCCACUGCCAAGACUCCCAACAGUUUACAUAUUUCUUUCCUCACUGGAUAUUCUUAUUUAUAAUUCAACCCUCCAGGAGCACAUGAUUUUACUAAAUGGAUCAUUCUUUAUAAAGCAAAGAAAUAUGUAAUAGGAGAACAGCAUGUGGGUUUUUUUCCCUGUUUCCAGGUAUUUGGGGGGAUUUAAGGCAGAGUCUUCUGCAGCAGGCAGAAUCCCUCUUCCCCCCCAAAACCCAUUUUCAAAACUCUAAUUUUCUCUCCAAAAUGGCCGGUGGGAAGCCCUUCCUUGUACAGGCAUUCCGACUUUUCCCCUUCUCCCAUGUUCAGGUGGAUCUUUCCAGUCUACCUCGAUCCCAAGGGACUGCAGUCCUCUGUCAGAUAGUUCACACAGUCUGAACCUGAAAGGUGUUUGGGGGGGGGGGGGGGGGGAACGGGGGAUUGCUUGUUUGUUUUUAGCAUGUAGCCAGUUCUUCUUUCAAGGAUACUUCCAUUUUACUGGACAAUUAACAUCUAAACCGAACAUAUAUUCAGCCCUUAUGCCUGCAUCCAAGUAUCUGGAUGUGUCAGCUCACUUUGGACUCUGCUAAAAAAACAGAUCCUCAUAAAUUCAAUUCAGAAAGCAAAAUGGUGUUUAUAGGUUUAUGAUAGCCUUAUAGAGGUGUAUUAAUUCUGUCUGAGACCAUGAGUAUAUAAAUAUAGCGCCCCUCCAAGCAGCUGUCACAAGCACUAUUAUUUUGAUUAAGAAACACUGAGCAUCUGCAUAGGCUGAAAAGAGAAAAAGAUACUGGAUUUGGGGGGUUUCCUUUAUAGCAGUAACCCUUCAGACCUGCUAAAGACGAUAAGCAAUCUAACUAAUACUAUCAACAUCAGAUACCAGCUCUGUGAGGGUAUUUCUCUUUAUGCAGCUUGCGUAGUCCCAUGGCUGUAUAUUCUGUUCCCAAGAAAGAGGCAUGUGCCAAAGUACAUACAGGAGCAGGGCCUAUGACCUUUCAGUAACGCUGUGCUGUUUAUUACACAUAUUCCUAUUCCUUUAGAUGCUCACCACGCUUUUUUCUCUCUGGAAUAACGUAGUGUUUGUUUUGUUAUCCCCAUUCCCUUCUUUCCCUGCUCCAGGCCAGGAAAGUGCUAGGAGCUCGGGCUCGUAGGUUGGCAGGAAAUUUAAAACGGCAGCAAGCUGCUUGCUUGGACCACUCCCAGACAUUUUUUUUUCCCAUUGAUGCAGGAGACUAUUUAAUUGGGGGCUGACUGGCCAAACUUAACCGUUGAAGCUCACCAGUAGCUGCACAACCACUGACAGUGAUUUUUUCCCUCCCUUUCUCCUUCUCUGGACAAACUCCCCGUGAUGAAGACGCUGCUGAGGCUGAUUGCUCUGCUCUCUGCUGUCCUGAUUGUCAGCUCAGCCCCUCCGACCUGCUACUCGAGGAUGCUGUCUCUGAGCAAAGAAAUCACGGAGUCCUUUAGGGAUUUACAGAUCUCCAAAGCUGUGGACCCAUGUGUGGAGACACUGCCCAGGCUGUAUUUGGACAUACACAAUUACUGUGUGUUGGCAAAGCUCCGUGAUUUUGUGGCAUACCCUAGAUGUGAGAGAGUGCUUCAAGUGAGUGCUCUGAAGGAAAAAGCCCGGAGCCUGUACACCAUUAUGAUCUUCUACUGCAGAAGGGACCUGGUGUUCCUUACUGAUGACUGUAACGCUUUGGAAAAUCCUUUUUUGUUUCCUGCUGUGCCCUCCACCAUUCAGAGCUAAAAUGGAGUCCAACCAAAAGUUUUACCUGGGAAAUUUUAAAGGAGACCAAAAUCCAAAACAUAUCUAUGCAGUCAGCUACAACAUUAACAGCUAAGAUCCUUUUCAGGCACACUAGCAAUAUUAUCUCAGACCUACCCGUUUUUCUCAGCCUUGGCAGGAAAUGAACUGCAUGCCUUACAUACCUACUGAGCUGCUAGUGAAACUAUGGUUAGAGAGCAUUUUUUCAUUUGGCAAGGUACGAUGUUUCAGCUUAGCCAAAUGUAUAAAGUAUGUUUUGUUUAAACAUUAGAUACUAGAUUUUUUUACUCUUUUAUGAAUAACUAGCCUCAUAUAAAGGAAAAUAUAUUAUGAUCCAAUAUUGUAUCCUGACUUAGCAGUUCCUCUUUCACUAGGUGGGCAUGAAGAAACCAUGCUUGUUUUUCAUGAAGUGUUUGACAGGAGAAGUUAUACUCUGUACUGGCAGAUGUCUGUCUACUUGAAUAGCUCAUAUAUGUAUGGUGGUAGUUUUUGAUGUCAGACUUACAAGAAUAGAGGUGAAAGUUAUCUUUCUUGAUGGAAAACCAAAUAAAACCGCCUUCUAACCCAA